AUGCCAAGAAAGACCCAGAACUUGCACUCGUUGAGUAGGGGCCGUGUCCGUGCCUCUAUGAACAAGUACAAUUUGUUCAACUUAUAUAAAAAGGCUCCAGUGAGAUAUGAUGGAAAGACUUUGUACCAACAGAAGUGGAACGCUAAAGCUGAAACCAGAGCUUAUCACGGUGAACAUUUGACUGAAAAGCGUUGGAAGGCCAUCUUUGAUCCUUCAUUAGAAACCGUAGCUCAAUUGGAUGCUUCAUUGAAGGGUUCUAAAGUAGCACCUACACCUAUGACUCUCCAGACCUAUGCCUCUUUAGAGAAGAGAUUGGAGUUGGCUGUCUUCAGAUCGAUGUUUGCUUCCUCUGUGAGACAAGCUCGUGAGUUCAUUCUUGGUGGAAGUGUUCUGGUCAACGGUGUUGUGAUAAAGCACCCUUCAUUCCCCUUGAAGAGUGGAGACAUUUUCCAUGUCAAGCCAGAGAAGGUCUUGUUAGCUAUGGGCAGAACCAAACCUUCGCUUGAAAAAGCCAUUAAGGUCGACAAUCAACAGAUCAGCGCCUGGAACCGCUAUGUGAAAGCAGCACAAGAAAAUCCCCGCGAAGUAUGGGAAGCCAAACAGAAGAAACCAGCAUCUUUAAAUACCAUCAGAAACAUCAACGGUUCCGAAUCGGCCGAGGAAUUCAACAAGAAAAUCGAACAAACUAUGAAAUCGCAACAGAAUGAUGCUACGCGUGAGUCUAUUUUAUUGAAGAUUAUCAGUUUGGGAAGAGGAAUCGAAAGCAACGGCGGAGUCGUUUCUGCAGAAACGUUUAAGGAAUUCAACUACGACAACGAAAGCAACAGCAACAAUGCCCAGAAGGCUCAUAACGUGUACAAAAAGUUGUCUGAUGCUAAACACAAAUUGAUUGGCGAACACAAUAUCGAAAAUGCAGCUGAGUUUGUCAAUAAGAAAGCAGAUGAUUCUGAAUCUGCCGCGGACAAACAGUUAGCUCGUUCCGUCAAGCAGAUUCUCCGUGAGCUCCAGAAGUCUACCUGGGAAGCCAUACGUGUUGGAGCCCAGCAGCAACAAUCUGGCAAGGUGCUCACUGCCUCAUUCACGUCUGAUUUCGUUAAGCUGUUGGUGCCACAUCCAGCCUUGAACAAGGAAUCUAUUCUUGAAGACGAGACUCUAGCCAACAUCAAGUUCCCAUGGCAAAAAUCGUUAUUUGGCCGUCAAGAUCCUUCCAAGCCAUACUUCACUCCAUGGACACCACGUCCUUUUAUCGGUGCCUUUGCCAUCUUGCCGUCGCACAUCGAGGUAUCAUUCAGCACAUGUCAUGCUGUUUACUUAAGAGACCCUAUCGCCAGACCAGGUCAUUCUGAGGUCAUUUCUCCUUUCCCCGACCACACCCACGAAAGAGCCUAUAUGUUCUACGCCAGAAAGGGAUUGUAG
Molecule: messenger RNA, 1416 nt
Organism: Scheffersomyces stipitis CBS 6054
Lineage: Eukaryota; Fungi; Ascomycota; Pichiomycetes; Serinales; Debaryomycetaceae
Product: mitochondrial 37S ribosomal protein uS4m
Exons: 1
Coding region: 1-1416 (471 amino acids)
Biological process (GO): positive regulation of translational fidelity
Cellular component (GO): mitochondrial small ribosomal subunit
Molecular function (GO): rRNA binding; structural constituent of ribosome
Source: RefSeq, a predicted model, not a curated record